CGCUCCGCGCAGUUUCCGGUUGGCGGCGGCGCUGUGUCCGGUGCUGUGCCGUGAGAGCUGCAGAGCGUGCGGUCUACCCCGACGACAUGUUGUCCCGUUCCCGCAGUCUCACCUGGAGCCUCGGGCGCUCGAUCAGCGCCCUGCGGCAGGGUAACGGUGUUCUCGCCAGACGAGCCGCUUCAGGUAUAUCAGCGAGUCAGUGUGCCACCUUCAAGAACAGCCCGAGGUGUGAGACCCGGUCGAGCGUCUAUCAGAUCAGAUACUUCAACACCUCCACCGCUCACAGGAAUGAAGUCAUUACGGUGAAAACGCCAGCGUUUGCUGAGUCUGUCACAGAGGGAGACGUCAGGUGGGAGAAAGCUGUUGGAGACGCCGUCUCUGAAGAUGAGGUUGUCUGUGAAAUCGAGACGGAUAAGACGUCGGUGCAGGUUCCUUCUCCAGCUGCAGGAGUCAUCGAGGAGCUGCUGGUUCCUGACGGGGGCAAAGUGGAAGGAGGAACCCCUCUGUUCAGACUCAAGAAAGGAGCUGGAGCUGCUAAGACGACGCCAGCACCUCCUCCUCCUGCAGCAGAGACUGCUCCUCCUCCUCCUCCUCCUCCCGCUGCUCCCGCUGGAGGACCCAUCCCCAGCACCAUGCCCCCGGUCCCCCCCGUGCCGGCCCAGCCCAUCCAGUCCAAACCAGUCUCUGCCAUCAAACCCACUGCUGCUCCUCCUCCUGCUGCUGACGCCGGAGCCAAAGCCGCCCGAUCCGAGCACAGGGUGAAGAUGAACCGCAUGAGACAGCGGAUCGCUCAGCGGCUGAAGGAAGCGCAGAACACCUGUGCCAUGCUAACAACCUUCAAUGAAGUUGAUAUGAGCAACAUCACAGAGAUGAGGAAACAGUAUAAAGAUGCUUUCCUGAAGAAACAUGGCAUCAAACUGGGCUUUAUGUCUGCGUUUGUGAAAGCGGCCGCCUACGCUCUGACAGACCAGCCUGCUGUUAACGCUGUCAUUGAUGACACCACCAAAGAGAUUGUGUAUCGGGAUUAUGUGGAUAUCAGCGUGGCAGUCGCUACACCAAAGGGUCUCGUGGUUCCUGUGAUCAGAGGAGUGGAGGGAAUGAACUUCACAGACAUCGAGAAGAGCAUUAACGAGCUGGGAGAGAAGGCUCGUAAGAACGAGCUGGCCGUGGAGGACAUGGACGGAGGCACCUUCACCAUCAGCAACGGAGGAGUGUUCGGCUCCAUGUUUGGGACGCCCAUCAUCAACCCGCCUCAGUCGGCCAUUCUGGGCAUGCAUGGCAUCUUUGACCGGCCCGUGGCCAUCGCUGGGAAGGUGGAGGUCCGGCCCAUGAUGUACGUGGCUCUGACAUACGACCACCGUUUGAUCGACGGCAGAGAGGCCGUGACCUUCCUCAGAAAGAUCAAAUCGGUGGUGGAGGACCCUCGGGUGCUGCUGCUGGACAUGUGAACGCCCACCCAACAGGUUCAUCUCACACAGGAUGGUUACGACCCACAAACCCCAUCUGUACACUAGGGACGGAGGCGUCAGGAUUUGCAUCGAUUAGCUUCAUGUUGAGUUGUUUUACCAUGUAUACGUCCGCUGGGUUUUCACUGUUUUGCUGAGGAAAGCGGUCCUGUCAUUGUAUGUACAAAUCAGCGCACAAAACAUGCCCCGUGCAAUUAUUUGUUUCUAAAUGGAGAAGAAAUGAUAGUAAUAUACAGUAUGUGAUAUAUUUAAUCUCAUGGGUGUAAAGUGAUUGGAGCCGCCGAGCAGAAACACUAUGUUCCCGUGAGUCGCAGGUGUUUGACCUCGACGCGUCCCACACAACUCCAGACCAUCAGAUCCUGUCUGCCGGUGUAAAAAAAAAACAAAACUAUGAGAUUUUAAAAAAUAAAAUCAAUGAAAUGUU
Puntigrus tetrazona (Sumatra barb) is the source of this 1890-nucleotide messenger RNA. It is a transcript of the gene dlst, whose product is annotated as dihydrolipoamide S-succinyltransferase. The record is from RefSeq and is a predicted model, not a curated record. Gene Ontology annotation, molecular function: dihydrolipoyllysine-residue succinyltransferase activity. Bases 87 to 1448 code for a protein of 453 amino acids. Gene Ontology annotation, cellular component: oxoglutarate dehydrogenase complex. NCBI's taxonomy places the organism in Eukaryota, Metazoa, Chordata, Actinopteri, Cypriniformes, Cyprinidae. Gene Ontology annotation, biological process: tricarboxylic acid cycle. The transcript is spliced from 15 exons.